GUUUUUCCAAUAUGGUCUCCAUCUUGACUCUCAAUGAAGACUGCCUUUGCAGAAUUAUUUCCUUUUUGGAUGAUCCGCCCUCCUUUCUCAGCCUCGCUCUUACCUGCAGGAGAUUUAACCAGGUGGUUAACAACACUCGGAGCAUUCUCCAUCCAAAGGUACUACUAGCAAAAGCUGAAUAUUACAUAAAAUGCUACCUUGUGGAAAUCACCGAUGACGAGAGCGACUACCGCAAGUUUAGCAAGUUGGAAGAUCUUCUCUCCAAUGCUGUGCGUCUUACAGAAGCUAAGAAAACCCUGACUUUUGCGAAAUUGGUGAAUGUUUGGGAGAAAAACGGACCUGUAGUCGCUAAACUGUACACGUGGAUCAGAAAUCAGGAGAGUCGUACUGAAAAUGGUGAACCAAGAGCGACUUGUGUUACCGAAUAUCAAAGUGUCACGUUGCAUUUGCCAGGCUGUGACAAGGACUUAAAGAUCGAUACCACCUACUUUUAUGACUACUACAAUAAUUACGACAACGAGUUGAGCAUCCACAUAACUUGUGGAGAUAUGGAUGUAAAGUGGGAAGAUUUCACCCACAGUUGCCCAGAUGAUUACCAGUACUGGAAAGAAGAAGAAGUCCAUGAAGCAGUUGAACCAAUGAAACCAGUGGUGAAACUCCUACAGGAAGAGCUUGGUGAUACAGUUCCUCCAAUAACAGACAUUUUCUUUAUCUGGCUGUGUUAUUUCUUUCCACACAGAAAGAACUUGGUAGUAGAACACAAACUCAGGUUUACAGACCCAUCCAGGAAUGAAAAACCCACCCCGGGCCAUGCUCAGCCAGCUAUAGAUCUGUUUCAUCAGAACUUUCAAGCUGAAACCAAGUUGAAAAGUCUAGUGUCUGGAUGGAAUGAUACUGAGUCAGACAUCUCCAGUCUGAUUGCCAAAACUGUGGUUGUCUUAAUUCAGAGAUCAGAGACAAAAUUCCUUGAAAAGCUUGAAGGGGUUGCUGAAAGCUUUUAUCGGAUUACCUCAGAUUAUGACUUAAAGUUGCUGCCUAAAAGGCUCUUGCUGGACUUGAUUUUGCGAACAAAACUUGAAUUCAGUAAUUACAGCCCUGGUUCAAUUGCAAACAAGUUUGUAGAAAGCAUAGCAUCAUUCAGGUUUUCAGAAGGUAAAGUGGUGAAAGUUUGGGGUGGUUUUCAUGGGGAUGGGAGAGGAGAAUCAUCUUGGGAUGACUUACUAGAGCUUAAAGUCACCUUACCAGAUGGCAAGGAAUUCAAGUUGGCAAGCUACAGACGUCACGCACCAUCUAUUGAAAUUGAGAAGUUGAGUCCAGUUACUGAGCUGUUUCAACAAGGUAUUUGUAAAUGUAUGGAGCAAGAGAAGCACAUCCCCAUGUUAGAUGAUCGCUUUACGGCUUUUUAUUUGUUGCAUGUCCUAAAAUUUGGUAGAGAAGAUGAAGCAUUCCUUGGAAAGAAGGAUUUUAAGAAUCUGAUCAGUACAGGAUGUAGUGAGGAAGAAUCAUCGGAGGAGAGUGAAGAAGAACAGAGUGAUGAACAAUAAACUUUUCACUUAUGUUAUAGCUUUAGAAAGUGUUGAGGUUUAUAAUCUAACUGACAGAAAAACACUACAAUCCUACAAACUCAACUACUUUAUUAAACAGCCAGUAAUGUUCUUAACAAGGAGCAACUCCUAAAAGCAGUACAAUACUUAUUGUUAAUAAACUUAAUUAAGCCCACCACAGUCUCUACCCAGGCUCACCACUGACAUAAUCUCACUGCUGUCUUCAAAGUUCCUUGAAAUGAGCAAUCUCUUGCGGUAACUCUCUCUUGGUUUAGCUUUCAAAACAGUCGUCACUCCAACAACAACAACAGCUAGUACAUAAGUUAAUCUUUAUGUGUAUAUUCACAAAGUGUUCUGGAACCUUCCAGAAGCUUACAAAAGAACUAUUUUAGUAGUAUUACUUUAUUGAUAACUGUGUGACUUGAUAAUUGUUCUAGAAAAUGCUAUGGUAUGCAUGUCAGCUUGAAUAAGCAAUCUGGAGAUUUAUAAAAGCUUAUAUUAACAACAACAAUUCCUCAUUAAAAAAAGUAUUCUUUUUUUCCUUCAAAAGGACAGUCAAGAAAUUAAUCAAGUUGAAUGUAGUUGUAAAUUAUUUAGUAAGUAGAAGGACUAUAACUGCAACAGUCUGUAAGCCAGCCCUGUAACAAUCUUUUGUGAUGUGUAAAUUGUAGUUAUGCCUUUUAAAGGCAGUUAAAACAGAUUUUAAAAAGUAAUGGUAAUAUGUU
Molecule: messenger RNA, 2269 nt
Organism: Pocillopora verrucosa
Lineage: Eukaryota; Metazoa; Cnidaria; Anthozoa; Scleractinia; Pocilloporidae
Source: RefSeq, a predicted model, not a curated record